AUGUCUGGAAGUGCUUCUGCUCAUCCUUCUUCUGGCUCUGUUGGUCCUGCUGAUGAUGGGGCCUCUCCUGGCCCUGCUGCUCCUGGGACUUCCCCUGUCCCUGGUGAUAGUGAAGUUGGCCCUGCUAGUGCUGAAGCUAGUUCUGCUCCCCCUCCUCCUCUACCAGCUAUAACUCCCCCUCCACUUCCACCUGCUUCUCCUCCUCCGCACGCUCCAACUCCUCCUCCUCUGCAUGCUCCAACCCCUCCUCCUGCUCCGCCUGCUCCAACUCCUCCUCCACCCGCUCCGACUCCUCCUCCACCUGCUCCGACUCCUCCUCCGCCCGCUCCUGAUCCUGAUGCUCCUGAUGCUCCUUGCUUUGGGCUGUCAUCUAAGAAGCGUAAGGAGCGACAGGAGCCUCCUGCCGCGGUGCGUUCAGUUCUGAUCAAGCCUAAGCCAUCUCGUCAGAAUGCCAAGACGCUUGAGAUGUCAGAGGCUGUGGCAUCUGCCCACAAGGAGAAGAUUGCGAAGCACUUUGCGGUGUUGGACACCACUGCAGAUGAGGAUAAGUACCCAACAGUGAAGAAGGCCCGUGGAAAUCCCGCUAUCCAGCAUCAUGCGGAUGAGAUCAAUCGCAGAGCAUCCAUAGUGGUGGUCUCAAACCGUGAGCGCAAGGAGGUAUGCUCCCAUUGCACAUUCUCUGUGGCAUCGCCGGUGAACGGCCCUGAUCCACUGGUCCUGUUACGGCCUGGUCCAACUAUCCAAGUCGGCCGUUAUGUGGAUGUCCAGUACACUGGCAUGCACUGGCGGUGUAUGACGCAUGAUGCACGGGCGCGGUUCUACAAGAAGGAAGAUAUUCCACCGCAAUAUGCCCCAGGCCAGAAGAAGAAGAAGGGUAUGACAAAGGCAAAGCUUCAGCACCUUGAUGUUUCAAGACUGUCUGCUGCAAAAGUCCGAUGGGUCCUUGCUGACAUCAAGAAGUGUCAUUCAGGAGAGGCAGAUCACCCAGCUUGUCUCCUGCUGGAGGAGACCGAUGAGCUCCUGGAGGCAAAAGCGGAUACGAAGCGGGAGAAUAGGGCUGAGUACCGUAAGGCCCGCUCAAUGCUCCAGAAGGAGAAGAGGGCAGGGAACAAGGUACAGAGGCUUGCGAACAAAAGGGCUAAGAAGCAUGCUAGGUGGUUGAAGCGGAGUGGGAUGGAUGAGAUGGAGGUGGAUGAAGAUGAUAGAGGUGAGGGCAGUAGCAAGGUACAGGACAGGGUUCAGGAGGACUCAACCACAGAGGAGUCUGAGGAUGACACCUUGGGCCCUGAGUCAGAGGAUGAGUAG
This is a messenger RNA of Gloeophyllum trabeum ATCC 11539, 1305 nucleotides long. RefSeq lists its product as uncharacterized. Bases 1 to 1305 code for a protein of 434 amino acids. Lineage: Eukaryota; Fungi; Basidiomycota; Agaricomycetes; Gloeophyllales; Gloeophyllaceae. The record is from RefSeq and is a predicted model, not a curated record. The transcript has 3 exons.